This is a messenger RNA of Asparagus officinalis (garden asparagus), 2722 nucleotides long. RefSeq lists its product as uncharacterized. Gene Ontology annotation, cellular component: nucleus. Gene Ontology annotation, molecular function: RNA binding; transcription coregulator activity. NCBI's taxonomy places the organism in Eukaryota, Viridiplantae, Streptophyta, Magnoliopsida, Asparagales, Asparagaceae. The transcript has 4 exons. Gene Ontology annotation, biological process: regulation of DNA-templated transcription. The coding region runs from base 1847 to 2722 and encodes 291 amino acids. The record is from RefSeq and is a predicted model, not a curated record.
UCUACCGCCGUGAUUCUUCGCCCGGUUUUAGGCGGCGCGGUGGUGGUAGAGGAGGAGGAUCUCCGCCGCCGUUCAGGAACCCUAGGUCUCAUCGUUUUCAAGAUAAUUCACAAGUUUCCAAGUUUCCUGGCUUGGGUGCAAGAUCAUGGGUAAGAAAGGCAGAAUUUUAGCAUGCAUUCAGGUCUUGGCUGGUUGCUGUUGGGAAAUAUCAUGGGUCAUGUAGUGGUAGAAUAAGAGAUGGAUGUGUUGGGUUAAAAAAAGUUCAAUGGAUAUUAGUAACCGAACAUGCAAUUAGUUUUCUGUGACAUGCAUCACUUGGGUGGUCUGCUUACGCUGUCUAUAACCAAGAUGAUCAUCCGGGGACUGCCACAUAAGUAAUCUGGAUUUCUGUUUGGAAUAGGUUACAUGUUACUGGAGAUUUGGUUUUUGGUGGUUUGAAUCGAUUGUAGAAAUAGCAGGAAACAUGACUGGAUUUUUUUAGUGCAAUACUUGAGAUAUUAUCGCAUUGAAACUUAGCGUGCUGGUUAUGAUUUACAUACCUGUUCCCGUCAAGAUAAUGACCGGGGACUUAUUAAUUUAUUGUCCUCAAUUAUGGAUAUAAAGUCUUGCCCUGGUUUUACCAUGUGCAACGGUGAGUGAUCUCUGUGUUUCAUCUUUGAGCUUUACGGAAUUGUCCUUAUGGUAUUUACCAAUCAAGUUAACUCACAUUUUGUGAGGUGGGAGCUUCUGAUCAAUUUUUGUUGGUGAAGAUAGACUUCUCCCUUUUUGUCCCUUGACAUGAAGCUUGCUCGACAAGUGCAGCAUGGCUCGUCUACAUCUAUUGCUUAAGGGGGGGAAAGGCUAGAAGGAUUAAAGCAUUGCCAAGUUUGAGCAGAUGAUGUUGGUAAAGGGACUAGUCCCUGCUAGUUUCGACGGUUGAAUAAGCAUCAGUUGUUGUAUGACUUGAAUCCUAUUCGUUUUCUAUAUGAUAUAUGCAACAUUUUAAGGUCCCUUGACAAGAAACAGAUUUGGUCACUAGCUGCUGCAAGGCUCAUUUACUGUUGUUGAUUGUAUAACGGAAGAAGGGAAGAAGGUUUGAAAGUUUUUCAGUGUAAAAUGGAUAUUGGUGGUAAAAUGGACAAGUGGUUGCUAUUUUCAAGGGUCGGAUAAGUAAUCAAUUGUGAGAUGACUUAAUACUAUUCAUUUGCAGUAUAAUAGGUAGAAAGAUUUUUAAGGUGGGUUCAUUAAAGAAGUUUUGCAUCAAAUGUAUCUAGUAAUUUGUAAUUUGUAUAGUAGGCUGGUGAUUCACAUAAAUAAGAGAGACAGUCGUAUUCUUGUCACCAGCAAAGUGUUCGUGUUUGGAAUAGAACACAUUUCUUGGCUUCUUUUACUGGAUUAAGUUAAUCUGAACUCUAUUUCCCGAGGAUCCUUUGAUGGUUCCUAAGAAAAAUGAGUGAGAGUCAUUCUGUUAUUGAGGAUUCUAUAGUGGAAUUGAUCAUUAGUAUUUACUCAGGAAUUAUAUUUUAGUAUUUACUGAAGAAAUGUGGACCUGGAGACUUCUUACAGGUCGGCCAUGCAGUAUAUCUCCUGGGGAUUGGCACAGUUGCUUAACAGAACUGCAACUAGUGAAGGGACUAUGCUUGAUGCUUAUAGUAGCAAUUGGCAAGGAAUAUAAUGGGGUAUUGGACUAGAAAUAUCAUUUGUUUUAUUAUGGUGGUUGGGUCCCUGAAAAGGGUCUCUUGGAUGAUUUGUUGGCAGUGAAUUUUAUUGAUGCCAAAGUGUUUCUUUUUUGGUUGUGAAAAAACAAGCAUGCAACAUCCAUUUGGUAUAUCCUAUUUUGUGGAUGCUCACCGAGGAACUGUAGUGAAUGACCUCAGCAGCAGGGUAUCUUCCUCGUGCAGGUUCUAUCUCACCACCUUUACGCCGCCCUAGGUUAGAUGGUAGCCAUUAUGACACAAACUUUGAUUAUCCAGCUGGUUCACGCUUUGGUCGAGGGUUUCGAGGUGGUGGGAGGGGAGGUGGAAGGUUUCGUGAUGUUUCACCACCGAAUGGCUUGGGAAGGGGUGGUAGAUCCUCCUAUGGAAGGGGCUACACUGUAGAUCAGCGAGUGUUAUCUCCUGAUGGAGAAUAUGUUCACAGAAAUGAUCCUAAUUUAUCUCCUAGGGAAGGCGACUGGAUUUGUGGAAACCCCCGCUGUGGAAAUCUGAAUUUCGCAAGGAGGACAUACUGCAACAACUGUGAUGAGCCUCGCUAUGCAACAACAGGACGCCCCACACCUAUUCGCAGCCCAGUACGCACCGGACCUAUUCGCAGCCCACUACGGACCGGACCUAUUCGCAGCCCACUACGCACCGGACCCAUUCGCAGCCCUCGUAGGCCCUACUUCACCUCUCCUCCCUCUCGCCGGUCUCCACCUGAUAUCACCGCUCCACCCUUAGACCGUGCGCUAAGAAGAAACUUCAAUGGCUACCAGUCACCCCCUAGAGGGAGGUAUAGAGAUGAUAGGAUUGAGUAUGAGGAGGAAUACCGAGGAGGUAGAAACAAUUGGUUGAUGGACGAGGAAUGGGAGAGAAGAAGGGGAUAUGAUCGUCGACCUCUAUCUCCGUUGUCGCCGCGGGACGGCGUGGGGAUGAUGAUUUGUUUGGUGGGCGAGGGAGGGGGGAUCGACGGGUGCUGGGCCGGGGGAGGAGCAGUGGUGAUAUGUACUAGAGGAUUUGAAGAGAGGAAAAGAGGAAAGAUUUAG